Symbiodinium sp. CCMP2456 is the source of this 1122-nucleotide messenger RNA. Lineage: Eukaryota; Dinophyceae; Suessiales; Symbiodiniaceae. The record is from the annotation of a GenBank genome assembly.
AUGGGCACAAUUUCGCGGGUCGUGACUUGGGGGUCAUGGGCUUUGGCGAUUUGGCUCCUGGGAUUUCAAAGGAGCCCCUACCAAGGAGGAAGUUCCUUUAGCAACCGCUUGGAGAAGUCUCCUUUGGACGACGGGCUCGCGUCCAACCGGGCACUUCGGACCUUCCGCUGCGUUGAGUGGGGCAUUGAUGUGCCGUUGAUCAUGUGCAUUUCUGGCCACUUCAUUCUUGGGCAUCCCCUGAGGGAUAUUACUCGGCCCUUUCUUCUCACCAGUUUCUACGUCAUCCUCUGCUGGGUGGCCUGCGAAACCAAGUCUGCAGGCAUGAAGUGGAGCUCGGUGAUGCUAUGCUUCUUGAUGUCCACCGGCGCAGCGCGCGACAUCUUGAAGUGGUGCUCCGCCUUUGAGGAGCAGGCCCCGAAGGAUCUGCCCAAUCGAAGCACCCGGCCGAAGCUGGUUCAGGUACUGCUGCUAUUUUAUGCUGGAUGUUGCAUUGCCUUCCUUCUGCCCAUCUUUGGGAUCAACUUUAACCACGGAGAUGUGAAGUGCUGCUUUCUGUUCACCUUCGGGGCAAAGUGCAGCUGUAUCGUCUACUUGGUGUUGAUGUCCGGCGAGUAUCACAAGACCUUGACGGACUUGCUUUGGAAGGUGAGGGCAAACUUGGGCAUGACAUCGAUCCUGCCCGCCAGCUUCGACAUGCUGCCCUGCACUCUGGAUACUUCUGGCUGCAGGAGAAAGAUGGCACUCAUAAGAAAGGAGUUCCUGGCCAACGCGGAGGCAAAAACCGACUUUGAGGCCUACGCGCACAACCUCAUUCGCCAAGUUGAUUCACAGCAGACCUUGAAAAAUGCCACACUGGCUCUGCAAGGUGUCCGCACCGUCCAGGGUAGAGCCAUGGCUCACAUGGCCCAGGUGCUGCGCAGCCAGAUGCUUGCAUCCGGCACGAGCAUGAACAUCACAUUGCGCCUCUCCGUGGUGCCCCCGGCGACUUUGGCCAAAGAGUGCCAGCUGAUUGCGGCUAUCCGGUUUGCCGUGCCAGAAGCUUGCGCACAAUCUGAGCCAGAGGCAGAGCCACGUUUCGAGACCUUCUUGACCGAGAAGGCUUCAAACCCCCCCAAAUCCUAG